Molecule: messenger RNA, 2454 nt
Organism: Symbiodinium sp. CCMP2592
Lineage: Eukaryota; Dinophyceae; Suessiales; Symbiodiniaceae
Source: the annotation of a GenBank genome assembly
AUGGCGUGGCUCUUGAGCUUGGUCUUCAGCGUGGCUGCGGCCAGCAACAUCGAGGUGACAUCGAACGACUAUGCCUUUACCUUGGUGAACACCGUGACAGGCAAGGGAGCCUGUUGGGGUGAUAGCCGCUUCGGUGGUAACUGCAGUGCGGUGGACUUCUCGAAUGUGCUGGAGGUAAAGGCCAACGCCUUCGCCUUCCUUGCGCUCAGCAGCGCGGGCGGCGAGUGCUGGGGGUCAGACGACAAUGGAGGCGCUUGUUCCGGCCUAGACCUCUCUGGGAUCACGGACGUGGCAGCCACCGACUACAGCUUCGCGGCGCUGGAUGCUGUGAAUGGACGAGGACUCUGCUGGGGUUCCGCGGCCUAUGGGGGCGAGUGCAGUGGCGUGGAUUUCUCCCAGGUCAGCAAGAUUUACGGGUCUCUCUUGGCCUUCGUGGCGAUAGGUGGCAGCUCUGGGCAGUGUUGGGGUCACAGCUCUUUUGGCGGUGACUGCAGCACGGUGGAUUUCUCUGGCGUCACCGAGGUGGUGGCUGGAGACUACGCCUUUGUGGCCUUGAACAAAGCUGCCGGCACGAUUCAAUGCUGGGGCUUCGGCCUCUACGGAGGCGAUUGCAGUUCCGUCAGCUUAACGGGCAUCACAGACGUGUACACCAACGGCCAGGCCUUUGUGGCAUUGAACCGCAACAGUGGUCAGGGUGAGUGUUGGGGUAACAGCCAAGCCGGAGGCGACUGCAGCAGCAUCGAUUUCCAGGGCGACGUGCAGAUCCACUCCACGGACUCCGCCUUCUUGGCUCUGAAAAGUGGCAGCGGCCAAUGCUGGGGCAAUGCGGACAACGGAGGCGACUGCAGCAACGUCUUCUUUACCAGCAACUCCCAGAUCUACCACACCAGUGCGGCCUUUGUGGCCCUCGAUGCCGUGAACGGCCUGGCGAGGUGCUGGGGCCACGCGUCUUUCGGAGGCGAUUGUUCAGGCAUUUCCUUCGAGGGCUUCACCAACGUGUAUGCCACCGGCUAUGCCUUCAUGGCUAUGAAUCCCGUCACCGGCAUCGCGCGGUGUUGGGGCUCCGCGGGGUUCGGCGGAGAGUGCAGUGGCGAUUUCACAGGCUUCCAGGUGUACUCCAACGAGUUCGCUUUUGUGGCAUUGAGCGGAGAGGAAGUGCGUGCUUGGGGCAGCAGUGCCCAGGGAGGCGAUGCAAGCAAUGUGAACUUUGCGCCGCUGCUGGAAAUGCCGACGACAGUGACAGAAACCACUGCCACUGCGACUUCCACGGUGACCACGGCCACUGCCACCAGCACGGUGACCAGUACCACACUGUCCACCACCACAGUGACCACGGCCACCGCCACUAGCACGGUGACCAGCACGACGCUGUCAACCACGACAGUGACCACGGCAACUGCCACCAGCACGGUGACCAGUACGACGCUGUCAACCACCACAGGGACCACCGCAACUGCCACCAGCACGGUGACCACCACGACGCUGUCCACCACCACAGUGACCACCGCAACUGCCACAAGCACGGUGACCAGCACGACGCUGUCAACCACGACGGUGACCACGGCCACCGCCACUAGCACGGUGACCAGCACGACGCUGUCAACCACGACAGUGACCACCGCAACUGCCACCAGCACGGUGACCAGUACAACGCUGUCCACCACCACAGUGACCACCGCAACUGCCACCAGCACGGUGACCAGCACGACGCUGUCAACCACGACGGUGACCACGGCCACCGCCACUAGCACGGUGACCAGCACGACGCUGUCAACCACGACAGUGACCACCGCAACUGCCACCACCACGGUGACCAGUACGACGCUGUCCACCACCACAGUGACUACGGCAACUGCCACCAGCACGGUGACCAGCACGACACUGUCAACCACGACGGUGACCACGGCCACCGCCACUAGCACGGUGACCAGCACGACGCUGUCAACCACGACAGUGACCACCGCAACUGCCACCAGCACGGUGACCAGUACGACGCUGUCAACCACCACAGGGACCACCGCAACUGUCACCAGCACGGUGACCAGUACGACGCUGUCCACGACCACGGUGACGACUGCCACUGCCACCAGCACGGUGACCAGUACGACGCUGUCCACGACCACUGUUACGACGGCCACUGCCACCAGCACGGGGACCAGUACGACGCUGUCCACGACCACGGUGACUACAGCCACUGCCACCGUUACAGAGACUGGUACAACGCUGUCCACGACCACAGUGACGACAGCCACUGCCACCGGCACGGUGACCGGGACAACGUUAUCCACCACGACGGUGACCACGGCCACUAGCAUCACAACGCUGUCAACGACGGUGUUGACGACUGCUGCGACCACUCCCAGUGCCGCAACAACUGAAGCACCUUCAAGCUACUUGGACUGGAGUCCAGCAUCAUUUGCUUUUUUCAGUUACACCGUUUGCGCCAUCUUUUGA